UCUUACAUAUGUGAUUUCCGUUCAACAAUUUUUGUUUCCGUUUGUUAAUUAGUUAUCAAUUUAAACUAAUUGAAUUGUUUUUGAGUAAAAUGCCGAAUUUAAGUUGUAGAUUUUACAAACAAAAGUUCCCUGAAGUGGAAGAUGUUGUCGUGGCAAUGGUUCGGCGAGUCGCCGAAAUGGGAGCUUAUGUGGACCUUUUGGAAUAUAAAAACAUUGAAGGAAUGAUCCUUUUGUCGGAAUUGUCUCGGCGUAGGAUCCGUUCCAUCAACAAACUGAUCAGAAUUGGAAGAAGUGAGUGUGUAGUUGUGAUUCGAGUGGACAAGGAUAAGGGGUACAUCGAUUUGUCCAAACGUCGAGUCUCGCCCGAAGACAUUGUUCGGUGUGAAGAAAAAUAUGCCAAAGGUAAAGCUGUUAACAGUAUUUUACGUCAUGUGGCCGAGAUUCUGGGCUACACUACGGACGGAGAACUAGAGAAUCUCUAUGAAAGGACGGCCUGGUACUUUGACGAGAAACACAAGAAACAAGGUUGUGCUUUUGACUUCUUCAAACUCGCUGUUAACGAUUCAAGUGUCUUGGAUGAAUGUGAUCUUGACGAGAAGACCAGAGAUGCUCUUCUCACCCACAUCAAAAGGAAAUUGACUCCUCAAGCGGUGAAAGUGAGAGCGGACAUUGAUGUGGGCUGUUGUACCUACGAGGGAAUCGAUGCCGUGAAAGUGGCUCUCAGAGCUGGAAUCGCUUGUGGAAGUGCCGAAAUGCCAAUCAAAAUUAAUUUAAUUGCCCCUCCGUCUUAUGUGGUGACCACUCACACGAUGGAGAGAGAAAUUGGUCUGGCUUUACUGGACAAAGCGCUGACAGAAAUAGAAGAAUCAAUUAAAAAGGCUGGUGGAAUCUUUUCAAUUAAACAAGCACCGAAGGUCGUCACUGAUCUGGAUGAUCAAGAAUUACAGAAGAAACUGGAAAGAUUGGAACAAAUGAAUGAAGAAGUGCCUGGAGAUGAUGAUUAUGAGGAAGAUGAAGAUGGUGAAAGUGAAAGUGGUGGUGAUGAUCCAGGAGAUGGUCCAAUCAUUUCUAAAUCAGAUAACAACAAGAAACAAGAAGAUUGAUUCAUACUCACCCUAGUUAUCACAUCAACUGUAAAUAGUGUAAUUUAAUAAUCAUGUAAAAAUUUGAGGGUCUAAUUAAAUGAAAGAUAAAAAACUAAA
Messenger RNA from Panonychus citri (citrus red mite), 1202 nucleotides. RefSeq names its product eukaryotic translation initiation factor 2 subunit 1-like. Lineage: Eukaryota; Metazoa; Arthropoda; Arachnida; Trombidiformes; Tetranychidae. Gene Ontology annotation, cellular component: multi-eIF complex; eukaryotic translation initiation factor 2 complex; eukaryotic 48S preinitiation complex. The coding region runs from base 90 to 1103 and encodes 337 amino acids. The record is from RefSeq and is a predicted model, not a curated record. Gene Ontology annotation, molecular function: ribosome binding; RNA binding; translation initiation factor activity. The transcript has a single exon.